Molecule: messenger RNA, 6434 nt
Organism: Haplochromis burtoni (Burton's mouthbrooder)
Lineage: Eukaryota; Metazoa; Chordata; Actinopteri; Cichliformes; Cichlidae
Product: cilia- and flagella-associated protein 100
Exons: 14
Coding region: 185-1582 (465 amino acids)
Source: RefSeq, a predicted model, not a curated record
ACAAAGAAGAAGAAAAACAAGGCAACAGCAACCAGGACAGUCGUCUGUUACUUUUAAUCUUAAACAUCUCAGUUUGAAGCUCCAGUGUUCCUAUCCAUAUGAUAAAGAGAAAGAAACAACAGCGAAUCUAGCAUCAAGCUAAGAGACGUCUUCGCCACUACAGCUAGUGCAGGACAGACAAAGCAUGUCCACAAAUGAGGUGAUAGGUCUGCUGUUGAAAGAGGAGGAGGAAAGGGAGAAGAGGAAAAACACAUCUCUCCCUACUCAAGACCUCACAGGCAUGGCAACGUCUGAGGUUAAUCAAGACAUUUCUAGGAGAGACAGCAGUGAGAAUUGGAUCCUCAUGUCAGAGAAGAAUGCGCAGCUAAAGUUUGAUGAUAAGGUGAUCAGUUCAAAGAUUAAGAUGACCGCAAAGGCCAUGACUGCACAGAAGUAUGUAGUACAAAGACUUGAAGAUUUCAAGGCAUUUGAAGAUUGCUUUUUGAAAGAAUUCCUCGCCUCUGUCGAGAAGAAAGUUAUGGAUGCCCAAAAUCUCAGGUUGAAAAACUCAAGUAGCUCCAUACAGGAAAUGAAUGAUAAGAUUGAGAAGGUCACCGAUGAAACAGCAAUAUUAAAAAGUGAAGUUGCCAAGAUUGAGAAGGUUCUGAAUGAAUAUAAGAGGUACAGGAGAGUUCUGUUCAAGCUUUCUCCUCCCGAGUGGCAGGAAGCCCAGAAAGCAGCGACUUUAACAACCAAAGGCUUGCCAGACAGACCAGAUGGCUUGGAGAAAGAUCUGGAUUCCACUCCAGAUAGCGUGCUGCCUCCCACCAGUGAGUCUACACUGUCCUCAAACCACAGUGAUGCCGUGGUGAAGAAUUCCCAGCUGAAUGGAAACAACACAAUCUAUGAGGACAAGCUGGAACUAUAUAACUUCGAUCCCCUGGAGGUAAUCGUCCUGCUGUCAGAGCUGACUGACCAGAACCUGUCUCUGAUUCACAACAUCACCAGGAUGGAUAAGAAAAUGGAGCACACUUUCGAGGUCACCAUAAAGAAAAUGAAAGAGGAAGAAGAGCAGCUAAACAUGCAUGUAGAAGAUAUGAAGGAGAGAGUUGACAUCAAAAAGAAGAGAGUGGCCAUGCUUAAAAAGAGUGUUCAUCUCCAUGAAUCAAUAAAGACAGAGGACCAGGAUAUUAUGUUGAAUGAUUUGGCGAUUAAGGUGGCAAAGGUGUAUUCCUCAUGCGUCGAUGAACGGCCGACCCAACUCACCACUUUGGAGAUGCUGACUGGUUUUGAGCACCAUAUAUCUCUGCUGUUCCAGCAAGUUGAGAGCAUCCCAGAGGACGUGCUGAAAACACUGAGGAACAUCAAGGACAGCGAGAAGAGGAGCAGACAGCGAGAGGAAAAACUUAAACUGGAGAUGGAGCAACACAGAGAAAGGAUGAAGGAGUGCAUUCAGAGAUCGCUGGAUGAAGCCAAGAAAACAUAUGGACGAAAGCUCAUGCCCAGAUGUUUCCCGGUCAAGAAGAAGAUUGAAGUUGUUGAUGAGGUCAUCACCUUGAUGGAGGACUUCCGUUCCCACCUCUUCGCCGAGGACUCAGAUUAAAAAUAAGUACAAAUGCUCUACUUGUUACACCUGUCUGAGUCCAUGUUUUCACAGGGAUUGUGUGAUAAUCACAACUUCAGGUCUAAAAAACUGGGGAGGAUGUGUAAAAUGUAAAUAAAAACAGAAUGGAAUGAUUUGCAAGUCUCACAGACCAACAUUUUAUUUAUGGUAAAACAUAGAAAACAUAUUAUAUUUUAGUAUUUAAUGAAAUUUUCAAUUUGAUGGCAACAAAACGUCUCGGAAAAGUUGGGAUGAUAAUGACACGUAAGUGGUAAUAAAAAGCAGCUGGAAUCCUAAAUCAGACAACGGGGCAACACUCCCGCCCUAAAAGUCCAACAACUGGUCUCCUCAGUUUGCAGACGAUUGUUCUUAGAAGAAGAGGGGAUUCUCCUCAGUGGUAAACGUGCCCCUUCCCAACUUUUUUGAGAUAUGUCACUACCAUCAAAUAAAAAAAAUAGCCAUUUCUUUUUUAAAAUGGUACAUUUUAACAGUUUGAUGUUUUCUAUAUUCUACUGUAAAUAAAAUAUGGGUGUAUGACAUUUCAAAAUCCCUGCGUUCAGUUUUUAUUUACACAGCCUUCCCAACAUUUUUGGAAUUAGGGUUGUAAUAAAGCAGCAGUUACAGCUGAUGUUCUAAUUACAGCAGGGGUCAUACUGACUCCUCAAUAACCUGAAUGUUGCCAUCUAAAAUCAUUAUUACUUAAUGAUCAGCCAUUUGUGUCUGAAUGUCAGCUCACUUACAGCUUGGUCAUGGCUACAGUUUUUCAUAUUAAUGUGUAGUUUGAAAACUGUCUUCUCUCUUUCUGACUUUCUUAGCGGUGUAAAAUCGGUGAGGUCUUAAAUAUUUUUCACAAUGGCAUAAUCUCUUAGCCAGCUCAGAAGUAUUAACCUCAAUAGAGUGCUUACCCUCCCCAUUAUCAUCAUCAUUGACCCUACUGGUGUCCCCCAAUGUAGCCAACCACCAGCUUACCCACUUAUUGCACACUGCCCUAAACACUCACACCUCCAUCAUCCAUUACACACAGACUGCCUCUCCUCUGAUAUUUGUCGCCCUAUUAUGGCUUUCUAGUCCUACUCUCUGCUGGUCACUGCCAAUGCCUUGGCAGUUAUUUCUCAGUAAAUGAGUAACAGACACACACACAGACACAUAUACAAGCACACACAGACACAAACACAAACUGCAUCAGAAGUAUUGAUAUAUAAUUUACCACAAUUAAAUGAUUUUUUUUGUAGUAAUCCUUAAUGUGUGAGUUUUCUUAAAGGAAAGCGAAGUUUCUUUCAUAUUCUGAAUAAGAUAAAAAGACAUUGGUCAGUAUGUGCUUUUUCCCAUGUAGUUUGUACCUCUCAAACAGAUAUAUUCAGUGCUCUGCACCAUGUGAGUUUGGAGAAUGAAUUUGAAGAGGUAAUACAUGAAAAGUAAUAGACAAGGCACUCACAGGUGAAGAAAUAAUUUCCUGGUGUGGCAUAAUAUUGGAACAUUUAAAUGCAUCAUUUUUAGACGGAAAAUGUAGUUUUUAGUCUUUACAUAGUGGUGGGCUCAAUGUCUUAAUAAAUAUGACAGAUAAAGAUUAAGAUACUUGUAAACAGUUUUGAGCUGCACUCAUCAACUACUGUAUUAGGUACACCUGGCUAGUACUGGGUUGGACCCCCUUUUGCCUUAUCUGACUAUAAAAAAAAUAUUUGCAAUAUUAAUGUAUUUUUCUUAUGCUUUGCAAUGGCGAUGCUGAAGUUUAACAGCACUGCUUCUUUUGUGCUUAAAGAAAUCAUUACAAUUUACCAUACCUUAUCAUUAUAAAGCUAUCAUUAAAUUAUCCAACUGUUUUCUUCUUAUCCUGUUUACAAUGGGCCUUCACAAAACACAAAAACUUCAAUUUUCCCAUAGCAGAGCACAGCACAUCACACCGCAGUGGGAAAAAUAAUCAGCCAGAGCUUAAAGCUGUAUCAAAAGCCUCACAGUUCCUGAACAGCCGCCUUCAGAGGGGGUGACUCUUAGAAUGCCUCAGCUUGUUUGUCUCAUGGUUUAAGUGGUGCACAUAGCCAUGGAAAGAUCAUUAAAUCACUGUUUUACCACUUGGCUUAAUCCCCACAACAAAGGGAGAAGAUACAAAAAAAAAAAGGAGAAACUGGAGAGAAAAAAAAAUGGUGGGUGAGAUUAAGUAGAAACUUGAUGGAUCUAAACUGACGGCUCUGUUUCCCAGCGUUGCCAAGGGGAGUUAAGAAUCUUGAUUCCACAUCUCCCAGUCUGAAGAGUGGCUGCUGAACGGACGUUCCCCGUUUACCCCUGCAGUGGCUACACCCUCCCUUGUAGUGUCCGCUGCUGUGGCCAUCUGCCGGAUUACCCAGCAGGAUAUAUUUUUAUAGAGAGCAUCCUAUUCAUAUCCUGCCUGCAAAGGUUUACAUUAAGGUUGAACUCGGGUGCACUUACAAUGGCAGAUGAAAUAGGCUCUAUCCUUCUUACAGCACCCCUCCCCAUCUUCUCACUGUUUGGCAGACAGAUAGCAGUGGGUUGAAAGGGGGGGCUUCACUGUGGCAUGAAAGAGGAUCUCAUGCGAUGCCACUGUCUGCUGCUGAUUUUUUUUCAGGCACUGACAAUAAAGUGGUGCCCAGCAUGAAAAAAAACAUUUGUAUGUGCCAAGUGCGAUUGUUUCUUCUAAUAGGCAUCAACAGGCCAACUUCGCCGUGUUACCAUACAGGUGAACUCAUUCCUGGGAAAAUGUUUUUCUCUUUCUCAGCCUCGUAGGCGCGAUGGCGUCCCCCUUUUUCCUCGGCCUAACGGGAUUAGUCGUGCCAGUGCUACCCCGGCUGUCACGGUACUGUCUACUUCCCAUCUCUCUUCUGGGCCUCUAAUGUGAUUAACCCAUUCCCUGUGGUCCAAAUGGUUCUGGAGGGUGAGUAGAGGGAAGGGGGUGGAGUGGAGCGCCCCCUUGGCAUGUUCCACCCCAUGGCUAACGCACCAUCAUUGGUACUUUUGUCGGGCAGGAAGGACUGAGGUCGGAGGUCUGUUAGGGCGUGCAGAUGACUACAAGUGUGUAAAGAAAGAACUCAUAGUCGCUGACACCUACAUGUUACAAUGUAAGGAUGUCGCUGAAAUCAUUUUAGCGGUCGUUUUAUAUCAAUUUCUUUAAAAUCACCAUUAUGGACCCUCGGGCUUUUAAGGCUUUCAAAAUCUGGUUCUUGCCUGUUUAAGCCUGAUCAUAUUCCAUUCAGGCACCUCAAUUAGUAAUGAAAAUCUGUUCAAGCUGAUUUGUAUUAUGACUUUUGCUUUCAAAGACUGCAGCCCUGAAUAUUGACUGCUUUUUAAGCGGAGACAAUAAUAAUUGCCUACGCCCAUCAUCUUGUCAAACGUCAGCGUUGCGGGGCUUCGCCUGUUUAACACAUGUCACGCUCAUUUUCAACUCAUCUGCUGCAAGUCUUCUUCAGGGCAUCUGCUGCACGCCGAGGAUCACAUGCCCUUUGCCACUGCUCAGAGGGAGAAGCCUCAGACCCAAGAGCGACAUACAAAACCCAGAGCUGAAAUCACCUUUACAGUGGCAAGCACUUGUCACUACACAUUAUAUAUCUGUGCGGUGACAUACGGCAUACUGUAGCCUCUCAGUAUAAUGAGGAAAAUUCAUUAACAUGUGCGUGUUAACUGUUAUGUUAACAAAUUAGAUUCCUGAUGAAAAGGCCAGACUCUAGACAAGUUUGUUGUUUACAGGAAAAACGACACUAUUAAAAAACAUGAAAACUUUUCUUUUAUUAUAAUCAUGUUUAUUCAAUUUACACCUUACCUCAAAAAUGAAAAACUACUUGCUAUUAGGUCUUUUGAAUUUUUUUUGCUACAUAGUAGUGUUUUUAUAUUGAAAGUUUGCAACAAGCUACACAAUUAUAUUAUUAUGAGAACUUUAUUAAAUUGAUUUUAAUAAGUAUCUGUUAAUCCUGGUUGAAGUUUGAAGAGUACAGAUGAUAGAACAAAACUGCCAACCUGGUCCAACGACGUCUAUCCUCACGCUGCGCGCAGAAGGGUUCACGUGAGUCCACAGCCGUGGUCGGGCGACAGCACGGAGAAUUAGGAGUCUUAAUUAAGAUUUUCUUACACCUCUACAUGUGCUGUUCGAAAGCGAGACAACAGGCUUGAACAGGGUGGGGGCACGGUGGAUUUUUAAACAGCUGCCUGCACUGAAACAAACCCCAAAGUUGAUGUGAGGAUCCACACAAUGCAAGAAUGUGUGUCAGUUUAGCCACUCCUUCAAAGAGCAUCCAUGAGAUGGUGUGUGUGUCGGAGAAAGGUGUCAGUAUGUGCACUUAUCUACAUUAAGUGUAUAUGUUUACACUUAAGACACUGGUUAAAGAGAAAAGAGACAACAAUCUGACAUUGUGGUUGAAAGACAAUGCCAUGCUUGAGGGGGUAGCACCGCUUGUGUGGAGAUUUGGUGGGUUUCCAAUCCUGAUAUCCAGCCGAGCACCAUGUAAUGGAAGGUGACGCUUAUUGUAUUAGUAAGAGCUAAUGAGUGUCUAAAAGCCUGUGUGACUGUGUGCGCCAAGGAAUCUCAUCGUGUGUGGGGGGGUGGUAGGAAGAACAAUAUAUCUGCUAAGUAGAGGAGGCCAUGAAGUGCAGCAUGGAGAAAAAAACAGGUCCACCAUCAAUGCAGAACUCACGAGGCACGCGAGGCCUCAGAGUUCUGUGCAUUUAGGUUGUAAUAAAGAUAUAAAGAGGAGAAAGUGACGAAGAAGUUUUAAUUGAUGAUAAGUUUAGACAGGUAAACUUUAGUUACAGUUGGGUGCGUUUGCAGUGAAGCUUGAAGUGAAGUGUCAAGUAGACACGUAAAACACCCACUUCUCUUUCAGACUGAGUGAAAAAAAUAUUGAGGUAU